Molecule: messenger RNA, 759 nt
Organism: Striga hermonthica
Lineage: Eukaryota; Viridiplantae; Streptophyta; Magnoliopsida; Lamiales; Orobanchaceae
Source: the annotation of a GenBank genome assembly
AUGAGCUUCAGUACCACCACCGGGGGCAGCCAAACCUCUAGAGCGGCGUUUGAAUUUGGGAGGACUCAUGUUGUCAGGCCGAAAGGGAGGCACCAAGCAACAAUAGUUUGGCUCCAUGGCCUGGGUGAUAAUGGCUCGAGUUGGUCACAGCUCUUGGAAGGCCUUCCCCUUCCGAAUAUCAAGUGGAUCUGCCCAACUGCUCCUACUCGUCCACUGUCUCUGUUUGGUGGAUUUCCUUCCACUGCUUGGUUUGAUGUACAAGACCUUUCUGAGAAUGCACCUGAUGAUGUUGAAGGAUUGGAUGCUUCAGCUGCACAUGUUGCGAAUCUCUUGUCAACCGAGCCUGCUGAUAUCAAAUUGGGUAUUGGAGGGUUUAGUAUGGGUGCAGCAACUGCUCUAUACUCGGCCACUUGUCACGUUUUUAGUCAAUAUGGGAACACUAACCCAUACCUGGUUAACCUAAGCUCCGUAGUCGGCCUCAGCGGCUGGCUUCCAUGUGCCAGGACACUAAAGAACCGAAUCCAAGAAUCAAGUGAGGCUGCAGAGCGUGCAGCAUCAUUGCCCAUUUUACUAUGUCACGGCACUGGGGAUGAUGUAGUUGCGUAUAAACAUGGAGAGAAAUCUGCGAGUGUCCUGACUUCAGCCGGGUUUCAGAGCGGCACGUUUAAAUCAUACAACGGGAUGGGUCAUUACACCAUUCCUGAAGAGAUGGAUGAAGUUUGCCGUUGGUUGUCGACAAAAUUGGGGCUUCAAGGAUAG